CGCAUCCUAGUCAGACCCAUCAACUGCCACUACCGGUAUGAUUCUGAACCCAGCGACACCCGUCGCGCUACUCGCCAUUCUGCGUGUGUCGGACGUUCGCCCCAACAUUCCACCGUGUCUUGCGAAUAAUUUCUUUGGAAUCUUCGGCCAGCAGUCCGUAUUCAAGAUACCCGACUCCUCGUGCUUUGAGCUGCUCCCGAACACCGUUGACGAGGGCUCAGUAGUUCCUUUGUACUUGCCAGAGGAUGGGCCGCAACAACUAGUCUGGAUACAGGAGUCAUCCAUCCACAAGUCCCUUCGGACGCCCAAGUACGAGGCUGAAGUUGCAGAUUUCGUUGACUGGCUACUCUCUAAGAAGCAUAUCACGUAUCCUGACGGACAGACCGUCCUAUUUGAAGGCGAGAAGUCUAGCCCAGUUUCUCUCGUCUAUCAUACUACCAACUCCGGUGUUGUCGCUGUUGCCGACCAGGGCGCUGCGCAUAUCCUGUCUACUCGUCUACCUCGGUUCUGGAAAGCUUCGCCUAUCCCUGCAUCGCCUGUAUCAUACCUCCCCGUUCCAGAUGCCGCAAUCGAGCGCGUCCGUGAUCUCCUCGUUUCCCUUCGAUUCGACGCUCUCGUCGCAGGCAUUGUCAAUGGGAUCUCUGUGGAACAGAUGCACAAGGACAUCCGAUACCUUACCAACGAAGACGGAAUGUCGGGCAUUGCCUCUAGACAUUCGUUCCACCACGGCUCGAGGGUCGCUGGCGAGUGGUUAAAGACACAGUUCGAGCAUGCGGGCGCAAAGUGCAGGUUCAUGCCAUUCUUGGAGGGCUUCGCGCCCAAUGUCAUUUGUCGAUACGAUGCUAAGACGGAGAGUCUUGAUACCGUGCUUAUCUCCGGUCACUAUGAUUCCCGUGGUUCUUUCGGUAUGGAACGAGCACCGGGCGGGAACGACGACGGUUCAGGGACAAUCUCAAUUCUCAAUAUCGCACGACGGAUAAAGCAAACUGGUAUAACCUUUAGGAACAAUGUCGAACUAGUUGCCUUUGCUGGUGAAGAACAAGGUUUAUUGGGAUCAAAGGCAUAUGCGAAGGAACUGCGUGAGAGCGGCGCGAAUAUCAUUCUUAUGAUCCAGGGAGAUAUGCUUGCGUAUCGCGCUCCUGGCGAACCUCCUCAACUGGGUUUCCCACGGUCCAUCGGCACCCCUGAAGUGACACAGCUUGUCGCCAACAUUUCUGCCAUCUACAGUCCUGAGCUCACAGUUGGGUUCACCCCUGCCUGCUGUAGCGAUCACCAGUCCUUCCAUGAACAAGGAUACCCUGCAACUCAUCUUUUCGAACGUAUGGGUCCAAUUGCCGACCCCAUGUACCACAACAGUGGGGACCUCAGCGACAGACCAGGAUACGACUUGAACCAGGUCCGCUCGAUCUGUAAGGUCCAGUUCGCUACAUUGCUCCAUGCUGCCGGUUUCGAUCUCCCUGAAGGUGUCAGUUUAGAGGAUCUGGAAGAGCAUGAUUGAACAUUUGUAUCGGGCGUGUAUGGAGUGUUGUCGACUUUCCUGGAAUCACGUCAUGGACAGCACUCGUGGAACAGAAUGCUUAUACUUAUGUUUAUGUAUAUUGCUCUUACCUGCCCGAAUAGGUUCACCGGUGCGGUUCACUACUUAGGAACGAAGGUCUAAGG
Molecule: messenger RNA, 1662 nt
Organism: Pisolithus orientalis
Lineage: Eukaryota; Fungi; Basidiomycota; Agaricomycetes; Boletales; Pisolithaceae
Product: Zn-dependent exopeptidase
Exons: 9
Coding region: 38-1498 (486 amino acids)
Biological process (GO): proteolysis
Molecular function (GO): metalloexopeptidase activity
Source: RefSeq, a predicted model, not a curated record